AUGGAUCCGAAAAUCUAUGACGAACCGUGUGACAUAUCACGUCCAGCGACACCAGAAGCGAAAUCCGAUUUUCAAAAGCUCAAAGAGAACUUUGAAAGCCACCUCACUGAAAAGCCGAAGAUUGCUAAAAAGCCGCUCAAAGUGUGGAAAUCAACGGAAAAUGUAUCUGAAGAGUUUAAGUUUUCAAAGAAAGUAUGUUCUGAGAAUAAAUUCGCGACGGAGACGAAGAGAUAUCGUCGGUUUGAUAAGGAGAGAUUUAGUCUGCCCAAAACUGAUAAACAACUCGAUGUGGAUAGAGAGAACGUAAGUUUUUAUUUAUUAACUCCAAAUAGAAGGUUUAAGAGUGUCUUUAGAGACAAAUAUUGA
Molecule: messenger RNA, 366 nt
Organism: Pieris macdunnoughi
Lineage: Eukaryota; Metazoa; Arthropoda; Insecta; Lepidoptera; Pieridae
Source: the annotation of a GenBank genome assembly